Messenger RNA from Drosophila innubila, 2437 nucleotides. RefSeq names its product protein DDI1 homolog 2 (gene rngo). The coding region runs from base 332 to 1783 and encodes 483 amino acids. Gene Ontology annotation, molecular function: protein binding; aspartic-type endopeptidase activity. Gene Ontology annotation, biological process: proteolysis. Lineage: Eukaryota; Metazoa; Arthropoda; Insecta; Diptera; Drosophilidae. The record is from RefSeq and is a predicted model, not a curated record. The transcript is spliced from 4 exons.
GUUAGUUGGGUCGUUAGUUGCAACGAUACAACAAUCGGUAAUCCGCGAAUUAUAUGCAAAUGCUGUCAUCUCUAGCGGCAGCGGCGUUUUCGGUGGGUCAAAACAACAAAGCGUAGGCAACAAAAAGCGAAAAAAAAAGAAAACGAAACGACGACGAACGUGAAGCAAACAACGAAAUUCAAACGCAUUUAUUAAUUUGCGCUGUACUGAUACAUUUGCAUUUGCGGCAGCCGCAAAUCACACUAUUUGCUCAGGGAUCAAUUUUAAAUAAGACGAAAAAAACAUUGUGAUUUAUAAACAAUAGAAAUCGAAAGAAAACGCCGCCACCGCGAUGAAAAUCACAGUGACCACCACCGAUGAUAAAAUUUUCUUUCUUGAUGUCGCCGAGGAUUUGGAGCUGGAAAAUCUAAAGGCACUCUGUGCCAUGGAAAUUGGCUCGGAGGUCAAUCAAAUCAUGGUGCUCUUCAAUGGACGCGAACUGACCAUUGAUAAGCAAUCGCUGCGAGAGUUCGGCGUUCGUGACGGCGACUGCAUUGUGCUGGAGCGUCGCAGGAGUAUUCCCAAUCGGACAGCGGGCAACAAUAAUCCAUCGAUAAGCAAUUUGGACUUUAGCAGCAUUGCUGUGCCGGGCACAAGUACAGCUGGAGGCAGUCCGCCGACACAGAAUUCCGUGACGCCGGGAUCGUUGAACUUGCAACAGCAGUUGGAACAGCACUUGCAACAGCAACAGCUAACGGAUAUACCCAUGACAGAUGAGUUCAAUGUUAACUUUGAUGAUGAUCCGGCGACAGUGCGUCAAAUGUUUCUAUCCAAUCCCGAGGCGUUGGCACUGUUGCGACAAUACAACACGCCGCUGGCUGAGGCCCUGGACUCGGGUGAUAUGGAGACAUUUACUCGGGUGCUACGGGAGCAUAUUACGGAACGAAAGCGUCGCAAUGAUCAGCGUAUGCGUAUGCUUAAUGCUGAUCCAUUUGAUGAGGAGACACAACGCCUUAUUGCCGAGGAGAUUAAGCAGAAAAACAUUCAGGAUAAUAUGGCAGCAGCCAUUGAAUAUAAUCCGGAAAUCUUUGGCACCGUCACAAUGCUCUACAUCAACUGCAAGGUGAAUGGUGUGCCGGUCAAGGCCUUCGUCGACUCUGGUGCACAGACAACGAUUAUGAGCAAGGAUUGUGCGGAGCGUUGUCAUGUCAAUCGUCUUAUCGAUACACGCUGGAAUGGCGUCGCCAAAGGUGUCGGAACACAGCCCAUUUUGGGACGAAUUCACAUGGUCCAGCUGCAGAUUGAGAACGAUCAUUUGACGUCCAGCUUUACGGUGUUGGGCCAGCAGCCCAUGGACAUGCUAUUGGGUCUGGACAUGCUCAAGCGGCAUCAGUGCCUUAUUGAUUUGCAGCGCAAUCUGUUGAUUAUUGGCACCACCGGCACAUCGACGCCAUUUUUGCCGGAAAGUGAGCUGCCUCCUUGCGCUCGACUCACUGGCAAUCCGGAGGAUAACGAGCAGCAAGCCAUUGCCGAAGCAAUUGAGCAGAGCAAGCGGGAAAGUGGCGGAGCCAGCACAAGCAGCAGCGUCAUCACUCCGGCCGUAUCCGGUUUCAAUGCUAGCAAUAUUAACUCUAUACAGCCGCUGGAUCGCUUUACGGAACAGGAUGUUAGUGAUUUAAUGGCAUUGGGUUUUCCACGCAGCGAUGUCCUGACUGUGCUACGGCUCUGCAAUGGUAAUAUAGCAAUCGCCAGCUCGAUGCUGGUCAACCGUAAUGCUGCUGCCGGCGGUGGCGGAUUCAGCUGAACGCUACUCCAAUGGCGCCACCUGCUCCACCUCCUCCUCCUUCUCAACGUUCACUUCUCUGGGAUCAAUCAAAACCAUUUUGCAAUACACUGUAAACUAAACAAUAUCAACACGAUGCCGAUGCCGACGCCAAUUCCGAUUUAUUUCACAAAAACUAUAAAAAAGAAAUCACAAUUUUAAUUUAGACAAAUUUAAUUAACUAAAUGAAACGAUUUCUUUUAUAUCUUUUUCUUUCCUCUGUACAAUAGUUAAUUCAAUUGCAAGAAAUUUAAGCCUUUAACUGAAAGCAUAUUUAGAAUUUAGUUUAACCCACACACACACACACACACACACCCACAUCCACACAUAUAUAUAAAAAGUUAUUAUCUUUUUAUAGCAUUAAAUUUUGUACGAAAUCCGAUUUGGAAUUGUAUGAAGAAGAUGAAAAAUACCGUCUAUGCUAAUGCCACAACAUUUGUAAUAGCCGCUUGCAACGAAAUGUGCGAAAUAUAUAUACACACACACACACACAUACAAUACACAAUAUACAGAUCUUGGUAUAUAUACAAUUAUAAAAUUUACAAUUUGAAUUAGUAUUAAGACUAAAACCAAUGGUAAUGUAUGUAUGAAGUGAAAUGGUUAAAUAAAACGAGACUUGUUUUGGAUUGGAUUGAA